GACAACACUCGAAUUCCCUAGAUGCUCCACAUAUAGUACUCGGAACCCCAUGCGCCAGAUAUGAGCAACUACGAAAGGCAUUGCGCCGCAUGUCUUAAGUCCCAUGGCGCAAAAAUUCUACUGCAACAGGAUCCGUCUGGUUUCUGGGCUUGUCCUCGGUGCGGGCUUGUCGAUGAAAGCACUACCUCUGCCAGAGCUCUUGUCGACUUCAACGAACAUGGAAUUCAAGUAGACGAUGAUGUUAGGGAAACCAAGAAUCCCAGAUGGAGUGACUGGAGGGAAGCGAAGUUCGAGGAACACGUCAACGACCUUUUAAAUCUCUAUCUAGGAAUGCCAGAUGUUCGUACUGGCAUCCUUGGGCUUUCAGGGGAGAGUAUUCGUACGACUAGCAGAAAGUGGUUGGACCGUAUUCUCGAAGCGGAGCGAAUGUACUAUCAGCAAAAGCUUGGACAUCGAAAGGCUGGCCCAAAGACUAAAUUCAGGGUUUUGAUAGCGAUCAAGAUGGCUCUGGAUGAAAGUGCUUUAAUUGUCAUCAACAAUAGAUUAAAAUCGGAAGGGUUAAGUAUGAAGACAAGGGAAUUCUCUGGGUCUGCGAGAGGCGAUGAAAGGUUGCCCAUUUUGAGCAUUCCACAAAUUUCUGAAAGAGUCAGUAAAUACCCUGUUGGAAGUUUUGGUCAUAUCGAUCAUGAGAGCUACCUCCUCGUACUCUAUCGCCGCUUCACCCGGCUUUUACGCAAUACCCCUACACCUCUUGAAGCCACUCUCAUGUACACCUCUGAGAUCCUGCAGCGUCUUCGAAACAUCAUGGAUACACCUCAUGCGGAAAGGGGCCCCCUUUUUCUGACCAAGCCUCAGGUAGGAAAGACCCACCGUGAGUGGGGAGAAGAGGAAUUUCAAUUCUUUGAAAACCUGGAUUGGGCGAAAAUUCUUCCCCAGGCCUUCCAUCUAUACCAACUUCAAGAAUGCGUCUGUCUUUGGGGUGCUCGUUCGUCUCCGAAUGUGGCUAUAGCUUUGACUUUAUGGGCCAUUCAAGCUGUGAAAAAAGAGAUCGUCCCUUCCUUCUCCCUCCUAAUGGAAGAAUUGGCAGCUCCUUACGGCCAACAGAAAUGGGUAGCUCAAGAGCGUUUCAAGGAAAUGCGUAACCUUUUGGUUGCCUGGUCAACCUCUAUCAUAGACGCUGGCCUAACAUUCCCUCUCCUUCCUCUUCCCCCUAAAGGUGUUAUUGGGGAUGGUGUAGCAGGUUAUGGCAGUGAUCAUCGCAGAGGAAUCCCAGAAAUGGACAUGGCCGUCGCCGUUCUUCCGAUCCUAUCUGAUAAUUGGCGCCGUAUACUCAAAGCCCGUUUCAGGACGAGGCGCGAUAUUAUGCCGCUGAGCGAUGAGGUGUAUCUAGCGCGCAAAAUGUUUGUUUUGCGGUGUGAGGCAUAUGCCACUUUGCUCAAUCCGAAGGAUAAUAUACCUCCUCAUCUACGGGCACCUGCUCAAGGGCGCGGCGCAGGAAGAGCGAACCCGGCUAUUAAAAAGUUCAAGGCGUAUGCAGAGCAAGCGCGAAAGGAAAUUGACACUUUUGAGCCGCUUAUUCGAGUUCGCAUAGACCCCAUUGUUGGAUCACUUGAGACACCGGACAAUGCCCACUCGCCGAACCCUCAAGGCAUCGCUAAUCAACGGGAGCAAUCAUUGUCAGUACAGGCUCUCUCAGUUGAGAGUGCUAACUCGCGGGACGGAGAAGUAAACGAAGAUCAGUUUACAACUCUGAUAGAGCCUUCUCCUUCGAAAAGCGGAGAUGUUCAGCGUGCGAUUGCAUCCCCUAUAAAUGAGCUUGAAAUGGAAAGAGAUCAACCUGCACCCCAAACGGAUGAUCGAUCCACAACCCUUGCUCUAGCAACCUCACGCCAAUCCAUUCCUGCCUCUCGCGGUCAGUCUGUCAGCUCCAGUUCCUCCGCCACAGGACGGCUGCAGCGUGUUUACCCUGCACCACUUCUCCGUCCUUCUCCGCCACCUAAUAUAUAUACUGCUUCUCCUACUCCUCUCAUCAAAGUCCCUGAUCCUCGAACCGCUUCGUCUCGUAUGCCGUUCUCACUGGCAGAUUCAUCAGCGAGACAAAACAAUCAAACCGAUGCGUCUGAUGACGCUCAUGUUGGCAUACUAAUCCGAGAGCGAGAUGAGUAUAUCAAAUUCCGAUAUUCUACGUACUUAGAAACAGGCCAUGUGGUCAGCCCGGCCUGCGAAGCUUUCAUGUGGCAAUGGUUGCAUCGACAGGUUGACAAUCACUCUAUGCCGACUAUUAUAACAGCCGAAUACCUUUCAUCUAUUGGGAUCAAGGGCGAUCCUAGACAAAUUGAUUUAGGACUAUGGAUAGAGUCUAAGAAGGGCGUUUGGUCCCCUGUUGAGUGCCUUCUUCGAGCUGGCAUCAAGCCCAAUGAAAUCCCUCAACAACAUGUGCCCCACUCUCUACUCCACCUUAAAUUCCUUUUAAAUAAUUAUCUCGAAUAUCAAUCGGGGACGGGGGUGUUAGCCCCUGUUGGCGAAGGAAUUGACGAUGAUCAGCUGGAAGAGGAAUUGGACCUAUUAUUCGAUAAAGAUGGGGGUGAUUCUUUUGGAACUAUCUUCCUGAGCCCGUCAGAGGUCGAAAAGAGGAAAAAAGAGUACAAAAAGAUGGGAAUAUUUGACGAUGAGGAAGAUAUGGAUGCUUGGCGAAGUGGUCACGUCAUGAGGUCGGUGCAAGCAACAAGUUACCUCGAAGGACAGGAGGAAGAGCAGUCCACGGACGAAGAUUACUUUGCCCCAAUCCCCAUCCCCUCCCCCUCCCGCUCGGGGUCACCUCGACUACAUUCUCCGGUACAUGAAGUAGAAGAUCAGCGCCAUGUUGUUCGACAAGACAUUGAACGUAUCAGGUCAGCCGCGACACGUAAGAACAAAGACGAACUUGAAGCGCUGUUGAAAUCCCUAGGAGAAGGCGAAGACUUGGAUGCAGAGGCAGAGAAGUAUGAGGCAUUGCUGGGGGGGAUCGUUGUCAACGAGGCCGAUAUGGGUCUAGGGUUUGAUGAAGAGGACGAGCAUGAUGAAGAGGAUGAUUGGGGGAAGAAAAAGGGGAAAGGGAAGGGGAAAGACGUAUCUAAUACGGCUAGUAAGAGAAAAAAGUUAGAUGACGAAAAGAGCAGGAAGGAUAAGAAGCGCAAGACAGCUUGAGGAAAAAGUUUGUCUAAUCUAUUCGAAGCAGGGCAGAGGGUUAAAAUCAAGAGAUUAUAAUUGAUUACUGUACUGAUUGCCUUGAAAACAAGCAUGAUGUAUGUUAGGG
Molecule: messenger RNA, 3295 nt
Organism: Cryptococcus deneoformans JEC21
Lineage: Eukaryota; Fungi; Basidiomycota; Tremellomycetes; Tremellales; Cryptococcaceae
Product: expressed protein
Exons: 3
Coding region: 61-3186 (1041 amino acids)
Source: RefSeq, a predicted model, not a curated record